Messenger RNA from Strongylocentrotus purpuratus (purple sea urchin), 1102 nucleotides. RefSeq names its product CDK5 regulatory subunit-associated protein 2-like. The record is from RefSeq and is a predicted model, not a curated record. Gene Ontology annotation, cellular component: microtubule organizing center. Bases 80 to 1102 code for a protein of 340 amino acids. NCBI's taxonomy places the organism in Eukaryota, Metazoa, Echinodermata, Echinoidea, Camarodonta, Strongylocentrotidae. The transcript has 11 exons.
AACUAAACGACGAGAUGGGUAGAAAAACGGACUUAAAUUCAUAGAUUCUAAGUUAAUUUGGCAAAUAUAAUCGAGCAUCAUGGAUUCCCUGGCAGAAGAUGACCCAACGCUGCCAGUUAAUUUUGGUGAAAGCAUCAAUUUUUCCCAGCUUCCCAAUGUGACUGCAGGGGCUGACAUCACAGCAGCUAACUUCAGUGACCACUUUCCUGACACUUCUGCACCAGCGAUCCAGAAGGUGGGCGGAAGUGGCAGGAUGUCGCCGGUACGUGCCCACACCAUGAAGGAGUAUGAGCAGCAAAUCUCUGAUCUGAAGAAGGAGAACUUCAGCCUCAAGCUGCGCAUCUACUUCAUGGAGGAGAGAAUGCAACAAAAGUUUGAAGACAAUGAUGACAUCACAACAAACAUUGAGCUGAAAGUAGAAGUCGAGAGCCUGAAGAAAGAACUGACUGAGAAGCAGCAACUGCUAGUCAAAGCAUCUAAUGCUGUGGAGAGCCUAGCCCAUGAGAAGGAUGUGAUUGCAGAGAAGAUGGAGGAAGAAAAGGAAGAUGCUCUCAGUCAGCUCAAGGAGCAGCUCGAAGGAAAAUGUCGCAGGAUCCAACAGGAACUGGAUGAGCUGGAGCGGACAAACCAGGGUCUCCAGCAGCAGGUCAACAAUGCUUCCUCUACUAAGGACAACCUGGAGGAUGACCUCCACAACAAGAAGAUGGCAUCUCAGAAGCAACACAUGGACAAUAGAGGAGUCUUAGCUGAGAAAGACAGGGUGAUAGAACAACUUAACUCAGCACUGAGAGCCAAGGAUCAAAUCAUAGGAAGACUAAACGAUGAGAAGGUCCUUACUGCAAGAAAGACGCUACAACCCUUACAAGAAGAGGUCAACAAACUCAAAGAUCAGCUACAGGAGAAAGAGGACCAAAUAGAUGAUAUGGAGAAAGGUGCAGGCAGAGAUAAAGAUAGAGACAAGGAGAGGAUACGCAAACAAUAUGAGGAUGUUUAUCUGGAACAGGAGAAGAGAGUUCGUGAGUUGGAAGAUGCAACCGAACAAUUCCAGGAUGAAAUCAGAAACAAAGCAAAGAACAUUAAGGUACCAUCUUUUGUGACAUAG